UAAAAAGAAACAUGGCUGCCGUGGUCUGGCAUUCCCGUGGACGUAACUAUGGUGCAGAGCUGCAGCGGGGUCGUACUGAGGCCGUUCCACUGGACUUUGGAGAAUACCAUCCCCUCAAACCCAUCAUGGUUACAGAUACAAAGACUCAACGUGGAACCCGCAAAGGCAGCACCUCCUCGUCUUCGUCCUCUUCUUCCUCUGCUCCCUCAGACCCCCUCAGCUCCAUGCUGGAUGGAACCGACCCCCUGUCUAUGUUUGCUGCAGCCACAGAAACUUCCGCCAUGUCCAACAUCAGCUACACAGGGGACCUUAGCAAGAAGAAAAGAGAGAAGCAAGAGGAGGCGGUGGGUUCUGAUUUUGAGCCGUGGUCAUCAAAGCGAGGAGAAAUCCUGGCCAGGUUCACCACAACUGAAAAACUCUCCAUUAAUCUUUUUAUGGGCUCUGACCAAGGAAAAGCUCCUAAUCCAGGAUCUGUUUCUGAGAAAGUUCGCACUCGCCUGGAGGAGCUGGACGAUCUGGAGGAGGGUUCCCAGAGAGAGCUGCUGAACCUCUCCCAGCAGGAUUACGCCAACCGCAUCGAGGAGCUCAACCAGUCACUGAAGGAGGCCUGGGCCUCUGAUCAGAAGGUCAAGGCCCUGAAAAUAGUCAUCCAGUGCUCCAAGCUUCUAUCUGACACCUCUGUGAUCCAGUUCUACCCCAGCAAGUUUGUCCUCAUCACUGACAUACUUGACACCUUUGGUCACCUGGUUUAUGACAGAAUCUGGACCAUGUGUUCAGACCCGAGACCCCUGUCAGACUCCUUCAUGCUUGAAGAUGUGAACGACACGGCAAAAGAGACGUGCCUUAACUGGUUCUUUAAGAUCGCCUCCAUCAGAGAACUGCUUCCCAGACUAUAUGUUGAAGCGGCCAUCCUUAAGUGCAACCGUUUCCUCAACACCUCUGGAAUCCAGGAGACUCUUCUUCGCCUGACAGCCAUGAUCAGAGGGGUUGGAGAUCCUCUUGUUGCUGCUUACGCCAGAGCUUAUCUCUGCAGGGUGGGCAUGGAGGUGGCCCCUCAUUUGAAAGAGAGCCUGAACAAGAACUUUUUUGACCUGCUCACCACUUUCCAGCAGAUAAGUUGUGAAAGUGUCCAGAAGCAUCUGGUUGUGCAGAGGGUGGAGGUGCCAGAGUACCUGACCCUGUACUCUCCUGCCAUCAGCUGGAUCCUGCAGUGCAUCGCCUACAGAGCUGCAGAGUCACUUCUCACAGAGAUGAUGGAGCGAUGCAAGACGCUAGCUAAUAAUGCCUUGCUCCUGAAUUCAGUCAUGAGGGCGUUCAGACCAGAGUUUGUUGCAACCAGAGCCACUGACUUCAUCAGUAUGAUAAAAGACUGUGAUGAGUCUGGUUUCCCAAAGCAUCUACUGUUUGGCUCUCUGGGCCGUAGUCUGGCCUGUGCAGACCCUCCAGAGCCCGAGAGGCUGACGAUCCUGAAUGAAGCUUGGAAAGUCAUCACCAAAGUUCGCAAUCCUCAGGAUUACAUCAACUGUGCUGAGAUCUGGGUGGAGUUCACCUGCCGACACUUCACCAAACGAGAAGUGAACACAGUCCUAGCUGACAUCAUCAAACACAUGACUCCGGACCGAGCAUUCGAAGAUGCCUACCCUCAGCUGCAGUCAGUGAUCAGAAAGAUCCUCGCCUACUUCCAUGACUUCUCCGUCCUCUUCUCCAUGGAGCGUUUCCUGCCGUUCCUCGACAUGUUCCAGAAGGACAGCGUGAGGGUGGAGGUCUGCAAGUCCAUCAUGGAGGUCUUCAUCAAACAUCAGGUGGAGGUCACCAGAGACCCUGUCAUCCUCAACGCCAUGCUUCACAUCUGUAAAGCUAUGCACGACUCAGUGAACGCUCUGACUCUUGAGGAUGAGAAAAGAUCUAUGUCUCUGCUCAUCGUUGGCUUCAUCCGCAUGGUUUCGUUUGGUCGGGAUUUUGAGCAGCAGCUGAGUUUCUGCGUGGAGGCCAGAGCGACCUUCUGUAAUCUGGAGCCGGUUCUGGUGCAGCUAAUCCACACGGUGAACCAGCUGGCCAUGGAGACCAGGAGGGUGAUGAGAGGAAGCCACUCCCGCAAAACAGCAGCGUUUGUCAGAGCAUGUGCUGCUUACAGUUUCAUCACCAUCCCGUCUCUCAGCAGCAUCUUCAAUCGGCUCAGCCUCUACCUGCUGUCUGGUCAGGCUGCACUGGCAAACCAGUGCCUUUCCCAAGCGGAUGCAUUCCUGAAGGCAGCAGUCAGUGUUCUUCCAGAUGUUCCUCGCUUCAUCAGCAUCGAGGGGAAACUUCGCUCCUCUGAGAGUUUCCUGCUGGACUUCAUCAAUAACUUCUUGGCCACACUGCUGGUGAUCCCGGACCAUCCAGAGCACGGGGUGCUUUACUUGGUGCGUGGGCUGCUCAACAUGGUGCAGGAUUACACCUGGGAAGAUAACAGUGAUGCUAAAGUGCGCGUUUAUAUCAGUGCUCUGCCGCUGCUGGCUGCCAUGAGCCAGGAAACAUAUCUCUAUUCCAUCCCCAACAUGGACUCCAAUGAGACAUUAUAUGGGGGGGACCCAAAGUUUCUGUCAGAGAUCAACAAACUGUGCGAGACUCUGAUUGGACAGAUUCUGGACCAUCUGAAGACGCUCACUCGGGACGAGCAAAGCCUCCGACGUCAGAGCGCCCUGGCCUUCUCCCUGUUCAGCAUCCUGUUGGCUCACAGUGAUCUGAGGAACAACAAGCUGAGUCAACUGGCCAUCAACCUGUGGAACCUCAGCCACAAACAUGGGCACUGUGAGACCCGGGUCUCUGUUCAGACUCUGGAGCACAUCAAACUUCAAGCUCAGCUGCCCGACAUGGUUCACCUGUCAGAUACAGUCCAACGACUCGCUCUGCAGUCUCGCACCUGAACCACAGAGACUCCAACGCUGUUCAAGGAAAUUCUCAGAAGAAUUGCACGAAAAACAAAGAAGGAGCUUGAAGACACUUUGAAUAUUGUAUGAAGCAAACACUCCUCAGAUUGCUCAAGGUGUUUUCCUGUCAGUCAGAUCCUCUGGGUUUGUUUUCAAGAAGCACAAUAUUGUUGAACUUUUUCCAGCUGGAGUUUAUUGUAUUAAGAUGUGGAAAUACAAAAGCCUCCAGUUCAGUUGUCCAAACUAAGCAGCCUUUAGGUUGAGCAUCACGUUAACACUUUAUCCAGCCUUUCUAAAUCAAAACCUGCUGCUCAACAAAAACGGAUCAAUGGGUCCAGUUUCUGUAAAAUGUGACAAAAACAAACUUCUCUUUAAUGUUUGGUGAUGAAACGAGUUGGCAGACUGAGCCUGACUUCAUCAACUGUUUGUAAAGUGUUUGUUCUGUGUUUGUCCCAGUUUGGUCUAGAAACAUGUUUCCUGCAGCAGAACACUCAUAAAUACACACAAGUAUUUUUUCUGUUCAUCUAACA
Nematolebias whitei (Rio pearlfish) is the source of this 3439-nucleotide messenger RNA. RefSeq names its product VPS35 endosomal protein sorting factor like (gene vps35l). Gene Ontology annotation, cellular component: endosome. NCBI's taxonomy places the organism in Eukaryota, Metazoa, Chordata, Actinopteri, Cyprinodontiformes, Rivulidae. The transcript has 30 exons. Bases 12 to 2906 code for a protein of 964 amino acids. The record is from RefSeq and is a predicted model, not a curated record. Gene Ontology annotation, biological process: endocytic recycling.